Messenger RNA from Brassica napus (rape), 1924 nucleotides. RefSeq names its product bZIP transcription factor 30-like. Gene Ontology annotation, biological process: regulation of DNA-templated transcription. Gene Ontology annotation, cellular component: nucleus. Lineage: Eukaryota; Viridiplantae; Streptophyta; Magnoliopsida; Brassicales; Brassicaceae. The record is from RefSeq and is a predicted model, not a curated record. Bases 660 to 1769 code for a protein of 369 amino acids. Gene Ontology annotation, molecular function: DNA-binding transcription factor activity. The transcript is spliced from 4 exons.
UCUACUUUACACGAACAAUUAUGGUUUCGAAUGAAGAGAUCAUCCAUGGGAAGUUGAGAGAGGGUGUAGGUUCAAGGCUAGGAUUGAAGUCAAAAAGUCCUUUUUCUUUUUCUUUUUCUUUUUCUUUUUCUUUUAAGUUGUUUUCAUGAGUUGUAUGGUCAGAGUCAUGUUGAGUAAUAAAAAAAAAAAUCUAUCUUCAUUCAGUAUGUAAGAAAAAAAUGACUUGUAAUGGUGUUUGAGUAAGAUUUUGUUGUUUUUUAAUAUAUUAAUAAAAUAAUAUUUAAAAUUAAAAAAAAAAACAUAAAAGCUCUUUUCUCGGGUGUUCCUUUUUCCGACAAAGUGUAAGUCAAACGUUUCAAGAGUCAAGUCUUUUGUGGUUUUCUUCCUUUCUGUAUUUGAUUGAUAUGGUCAGAACAAAAAACAGAAAGAAAGAACAAGAGAGAUUCGCAUUCCAUUUUUCAGUGGUUGCAGGUCAAAAUUUGUUUCUUCUUCGAUUAGGAAACUCAGUCACAGCGCGUUGAUCUUUGCGAUUGCUCUAUGAAGAAAGAGUGUAUAUAUUUACAGGAUCUUCACCGCUAUUCACCACCAUCCUCUAAAACCUUCCAACUCCUUAGAGUUUUCUUCUUUCUGAAGCUUCGUUUUAAAGUGUUACAGAUAAGAUGCAGAGACCUAACUCUUCCUCUUCUUCUUUGAAUCCUUCUCCCAUCCGCUUCCCAGUUCCUUUCACCGGAAAUAGAGUCGGAGCUCCUCCUCCUCCUCCCAUCCCACCGACCUUUCAACCCAAACACUCCUUGCCGGCGGCGGCCGUGGAGGGCGCCGGAUUCACUCCUUCUCUGCCUCCGUCGCCCUUCACCAUGUAUCACUCUACUUCGAGGGUGGUGGCAGGCGGCAGCGGGAAUCUACCGCCGAGAAAGACGUCUCAUAGGCGUUCCAAUAGCGAUCACACAUUUGUGUUUAGCUCCAUGAGCCCUUCCAAGUCUUUGGAAAGACCAGUCUCCGGCUGCGGGGAGGUUUCAGAUUGGUCUAAGUUGGUCAAGGAGGAAGAGCGCAGAACGUUGUCAGAGGGCUACGACGAUGCUUUAAGGGCGUAUAUGAGACUUGAUAAAAUUGAUGCGGGGAGCAGUAGAGGGAGGACGAGGAAGAUGACGAACGGUGGAAGCACCAGUGGUGACUUUGAAGGUGAGAGCAAUGUGAAGAGGAGAGCCGGCGGAGACAUUGCUCCCACCAGUAGACACUACCGGAGUGUUUCCGUGGACAGUUGCUGUUUCCGUGAAGGUGCUUAUAGUGUCGGAUUUGGAAAGUAUGAGUUUAGUGCAGCUGACAUGAAAAAGAUCGCCGCAGAUGAGAAACUUGCUGGGAUUGUUAUGGCUGACCCUAAGCGUGUUAAAAGGAUGUUGGCGAACCGCGCGUCUGCUGCACGUUCAAAGGACCGGGAGACGAAAUACAUAGCGCAGUUAGAACACAAGGUGCAGACUCUUCAGAUUGAGACCACUACUUUAUCAGCUCACCUCACGCAUUUGCAGAGAGAUAAUAUGGGGUUGCAGAACCAGAACAGUGAGCUCAAGUUUCGUCUUCAAUCUAUGGAGCAACAGACACAACUCCGCAAUGCUCUGUCUGAGAAACUGACUGAAGAAGUCCAGCGAUUGAGACUGGUGAUUGGUGUGCCGAACCGCAGCGAAUCCAACAUAUCAAACGCGUCACUAACUCCGGAGAUGUUUCAGCAGCAGCUUAGGAUCAGCCAGUUACAGCAUCCGCAUUACAAUGAAUAGUAUAACCAACUUGUGUGAUCCGCAGUUUCUUCAUGUAUGAUAACUUAUCUUCAUAUGUGCAGUCUGUUUCUUUUUUUCCGAAUAUUUAUACAAAACAUUAUAAAGAGUUUGCCCCGGUAAUUUUGAUCAUAUAUCCUGAAAAAUUUACAUAUAUU